Messenger RNA from Cavenderia fasciculata, 1548 nucleotides. RefSeq lists its product as uncharacterized. Gene Ontology annotation, biological process: lipid metabolic process. NCBI's taxonomy places the organism in Eukaryota, Evosea, Eumycetozoa, Acytosteliales, Cavenderiaceae. Bases 1 to 1548 code for a protein of 515 amino acids. The transcript has 5 exons. The record is from RefSeq and is a predicted model, not a curated record.
AUGGGAAAUUUAAAUUUCUCAAAUCUGAUGAAAUUCUAUUUUUCAUUGUUUAUCUUUUUAUUUGUUUAUAUAUCAAUAGACAACCACAAUCACUUUAUCUAUUCUAAAAAGAUAGAAGUUAUUCACAAGAAUGAUAAAACAAAUGAACAACUAGUAGAUAAAGAUGGAACUGGUUUGACUGCAACCUAUCAACUAUUAAAGAUUCUCAAUGACAAACCUCACGAUGAAUUGCAGUUGGCUUGUGAAGCGAUGCAGAAUUCAUUGUUUUCACCAUUAAAGUGUGUCAAUCAUACACUUCGUGCUGAAAGAGAAUCAUCUGGUCAACUAAGAGUUGGUCAAAGACUCCGUAAAACAAUCAACACCAAGAGAAGUGGUCCUGUAGGUGUACUUGGUGGUGCUCUUAAACCUAUUAUUCUUGUUCCUGGUAUUGCUGGUAGUGGACUUGAAGCAAAAUUAAACAAAACAAAGGUACCAGCAUUUUAUUGUACAAAGAAUCAAGAUUGGUUUAGAAUUUGGUUAUCAUUACCUGAAUUGUUGGUUCAAAAGUGCUGGUUUGAUAAUUUGGCAGUAGACUUUGAUGCAACGACUGGAAAGUUUUCAAAUACACCAGGUGUUGAAAUUAGAGAGAUUGAUUUCGGUGGUAUUCUAGGUGUUGGCUAUUUAGACUAUAAAUUCUCUUUUCCAAUUGGUAUCACCAAUGUCUAUGGUGAAAUGGUUGAAUUCUUUGAAGAUUUGGGUUAUGAAGUCGGUAAAAAUAUUAGAGGUGCUCCAUUUGAUUGGAGACUAUCGAUUCAAGAGCUAGAGAAAAGAGGUUGGUUUGAUAAAUUCAAAUCGUUGGUUGAAUCAACCUAUGAAAUGAACAAGCAACAAAAGGUUGUACUUGUAGCUCAUUCUAUGGGUGGUCUAUUGUCAUUAUACUUUUUAGAUAAAAUAGCUACUGAUCAAUGGAAGGCUAAAUACAUUGAUUCUUUUAUUCCCAUCGCUGUACCUUGGUCUGGUUCUCCAAAAGCUCUUAGAACUGUUCUAUCAGGUGAUAACUUUGGUAUUGGAGUGAUAAAUAAGGAUUAUUUAAAGAAAUUUGCUCAAGAAAGUGGAGGAGUCAUUCAAUUGAUUCCUGACCCUAUUAUCUGGUCAAAAGAUAAAGUAUUUAUCACUGCAAAGAAUACCAAUUAUACUUUAGGUCAAACUACCAAUCUAUUUAAUGAUCUUGGAUUAAAGGAUACAACAUUAAUUUAUAAUUCAAUUUCAUCAGUAACAAGUGAAAUGAAACCAGGUGUAAAUACUCAUUGUAUUUAUGGAUAUGGUAUCAAAACUGAAAUAUACUAUGACUAUAACGAUGGAUUCGAUGAACAACCAAAGAUUUAUGAGACUGAUCUUGGUGAUGGAACUGUGCCAUUGGAAAGUCUUCAAUUUUGUAACCAAUGGAAGAAUGAUCCUGAACAUGUUGGAAUCAUUCAAGUCAAAGAGUUUGAUCUCUUACAACAUCGAGAUAUUAUUGCCGAUUCUGAAGUAUUUGAAUAUAUCUUUCAAUAUAUUAUUAAUCGUUAA